Molecule: messenger RNA, 2708 nt
Organism: Sinocyclocheilus rhinocerous
Lineage: Eukaryota; Metazoa; Chordata; Actinopteri; Cypriniformes; Cyprinidae
Product: targeting protein for Xklp2-like
Exons: 18
Coding region: 167-2449 (760 amino acids)
Biological process (GO): activation of protein kinase activity; regulation of mitotic spindle organization
Cellular component (GO): microtubule; spindle
Source: RefSeq, a predicted model, not a curated record
UUGGCUGAUUCAUAAACGCAGUUCUAACGGCACCAACAUUCAAACUAGCAUUCUCGACUGGUUGUGGAGGAGGAUACGGGCGUCUGUUGAUUCAGAAUUGUACUAUAUUUUGCCAGGUUGUGAUAGUAGGCAUCGGUUUGGUUUAAAACAAGAUUCCGGUGUGAAUAUGGAAGGGGGCUCUGCUGAUGCAUACACAUGGGAUGCCCCUUCUCAUGUUAUAGAGUCUAUAGAUGAAUUUGCCCUGGACCCUCAGGAUAAUGCUGACCAGUGGUUUGAGUUGAAGGCAACUCCUAAAGGCGGCACGGUGGAACAGCUCACCACCCCUUUACAGACAAAAUUUUUUAAUGAAACCCACAAUACCAACAGACCCAAAGCUCUAGUGUCUCCCAUGGUCAAAAAAGAUGAGACAACAAGCUCAGAUGUCAGAGAAAGCACCUCUACGGAGGUCCCAUCUAAUAUAGUCACAUCAUGGGCAAACGGCAGAACUACUUCAGCUCCUGGUCAGGGCCAGAAUUCUGUUCCUGCUCAACCACGGAGAGUGUCCAAACGGCCUGUACCUAGAGAUGAAAAGCCUACAGCUCCUACAACACCUCCUCUUGUCAAGAAAAGAAGAGUUGUACCGGCUGCCACAGCAUGGAGAGUUUUUGAUCAGCGGCGAAGAAGCUCAACUUCCAGAACUGUGCGACGCAGCGGUGCUGGUGUGCGACGCAGCGGUGCUGGUGUGCGACGCAGCGGUGCUGGUGCGAGGAGCAGUGUCCGGCUGAGAAACAAACCAGCCAUUGCCUCAAAGACCGCAGACACUGCCUCUGCCUCCAACACUACACAACAGAAAAGCACAGAACAGCAAGAGCUGGAGCGCAUCGAGGCUCUACAAAAAGAGGUGGCGGAACAGCGGCGUAGGAAUGAGGCGAGCUACAGGGCUGCUCUGGCAGGCAGUCAGCUUCCUAAGAGGCAUGUGCUGUCCACCACCAUUCCCAAAGAAUUCAACUUCCGCUCAGAUAGCAGGCUAAAGAACCACACUGAUGGAGGCUCUGCAGUCGACAACUCGUACAGGGAGGUGGAUUUCACCUCUCAGCUCCGCAAGCACCCAUCUUCCCCUUUGAAGGCUCCAAAGGGAACAACCAUUCCUAAACCCUUCAACCUCUCCAGAGGAAAGAGGAAGCUUGAUGAGGCAGGAGCCUACAUGCCAAUGGCCCAGCAGAUUGAACAGUUUCAGAAACGCACUCCCAUCCGCUAUCACCUGCGUAGUCGGCAGAGCCAGGAAAGAGGACCUUCACCAGUGAAGGCUGAGAAGCCAAAAAUCACACAUCCCAAAACGCCACAGCUACUGACUCGCCAGAGACAUCGUCCCACAAUGGUGAAAAGCACUGCGGAAAUUGAGGCAGAAGAAACAGAAAAAAAUCAGCAGUUUAAGUUCAAAGCUCUAGAACUCAACAGAAAGAUUCUAGAAGGAGCUUUGGUUUUUAAAAAGCCGGCUAGUAAAGCAGUUACCAAGCCUGAGGGCUUCCAGCUGGAGAUUGAGAAGCGACUUCAGGAGAGGCAGGCCAGUAAGAAGCCUGAGGAAGAAGAGGACCACACGUUCCAUCCCAGACCUCUACCAACUCGAAUUCUGGAGGAAGUUGUGGGUGUCCCAGAGAAGAAAGUUCUAAAUCCAACUGUUCCAGAAUCACCUGCAUUUGCUCUUAAAAACCGUGUGCGAAUGGAAAAGAAAAAAGAAGAGGAGAAGCCUCCUGCUCCAAUUAAGGCACAUGCUGUGCCCCACUUCCUGCCCUUUCAGCCCAAACUACCAGUCAAGAGCCAGGUAGAAAUGUGCCCUUUCUCAUUCGAGGAACGUGAACAUGAACGAAGAGUAAUGAAGGAGAAGAAACUGGAGGAAAUGAGAAAUGAAGAGGUACCCAAGUUUAAGGCCCAACCCCUUCCUGACUUCCAUGAAGUGCACCUCCCUGAGAAAAAGGUAGUAGAGCCCACCAAACCUGCUCCUUUCAAGCUGAUGGUUGACGAACGAGGAGCUGCAAAGGGUGAACGCUGGGAGCAGAUGAUGAAAGAGGAGUUGAAACGACAGGCUGAAGCCGCAUGUUUUAAGGCACAACCAAACAAUGUAUCUCACAAAGAACCAUUUGUACCGAAAAAGGAGACUCGCUCCAUCUUGGCCAAUACUACUAAUUCUGCAGUUCCAGAGGCAUUCCAGUUGGCCACAGAACGGAGAGCCAAGGAACGAAUGGAGUUCGAAAAGGAGUUGAGCGAGAAGGAGGCGCUGAAGGCUCACAUGGAAGAGGAGUGGCUAAGAGAACGAGAGGAGCAGGAAAAGGAGGGGAUUGCAAGGCUGCGACACGAACAGGUGCGCAAGGCCCAGCCAAUCAGACGCUAUAAGCCAGUGGAGUUGAAAAAGAGUGAAGUGUCUCUCACAGUGCCCCAAUCUCCAAACUUUUCAGAUCGUUUCCGCUUGUAAAUGUGUAAUGCACCGUUACAUUGACUUAAUUGUACAAAGUUCUCAAUGUGUUUUGCUGUUGUCUUUUUAUAUCUCUCUAUCUGUCUGUGGCUGAUGCAUUUAAGCCUUUGUGGUUGAGUAAAACAAUUUUACAGUUGGGUGUGGCGACUGCCCCAGCUAAAUUUCUCUUUUUAAACUCCUGUAUAUGAAGUCAUUUUUUUCUGUUCUCCUUUUUUGACUGUUUUCUUCCAUUUUUUACAAUAAAGAAACUUCGUAUAAA